GUCAGAAUUCAUGCCCACAGGAGGGAGCUGCGGGGAUUAGUUUACAAAUGCAGAACAAAGCUGCUAUGCGGAGUGUUUCAGAGUUUCCAUUGGAAAAGAAACCUGCAACUAGCCUGACAAACAUGGAUCAACAGUCGUCUGCUCAGAUUUCCCAAACCAACAUUGUUUCUUCAAGCCCUCAGAGUAUGGGUCCUAGUGCUCAACAAGGAAUUGGUUCUGGAGCGCCUACAGCAGAUCCUGAAAAGCGAAAGCUGAUCCAGCAACAAUUAGUUCUUUUAUUACAUGCUCAUAAGUGCCAGAGAAGAGAACAAGCCAGUGGUGAGGUGCGCCAGUGCAACUUACCUCAUUGUCGUACCAUGAAGAAUGUGCUGAAUCAUAUGACCCACUGCCAGGCUGGAAAAACAUGCCAAGUUGCACACUGUGCCUCUUCACGACAGAUAAUUUCUCACUGGAAGAACUGUACUCGACAUGACUGCCCAGUCUGUUUACCGCUGAAGAAUGCUGGGGAUAAGCGUAACCAACAAUCUUUGUUUGGUAGCCCACCAAUAACUGUAGGAGCUACAGGGACUGCGAGUACCGCUGGCAAUGUGAACCAACAGCCAACACCCUCCAUUAAUUCUAACAACCAGAUUGAUCCUAGCUCUAUUGAGAGAGCUUAUGCAGCUCUGGGAUUACCAUAUCAGGGGAACCAGAUGCAAUCCCAAUCUCAUACACAAGCUAAGGUUCAUCAACCAGGGCAGUCAACUCAGGCAAUGCGCUCUAUGAACUCAAUAAAUGCAAAUUCAAUGGAUGUCAAUGGUGGAAUUGAUGUGCAGAGCUCUAACUUGCUUCCUGAUUCUGUGCUACAUUUAGGCAUUAAUUCUCAAAACUCUCUGAUUGGUGAUGGCGGGAGUACGUCCAAGCUAGGAUCCAUGCCCGUUGCAAACCCACCAUCUGGCAUUGGGGGCCGAAAACCCUGGCAUGAAGAUAUAACCCAGGACCUCAGAAACCAUCUUGUUCACAAACUUGUUCAAGCCAUAUUCCCAACACCUGACCCAGCAGCGCUAAAAGACCGACGUAUGGAGAAUCUUGUAGCAUAUGCUCGAAAAGUGGAAGGCGACAUGUAUGAAUCUGCUAAUAGCAGGGCGGAAUACUACCAUUUACUUGCAGAGAAAAUCUAUAAAAUACAGAAGGAGUUGGAGGAAAAGCGGCGCAAUAGGAUGCAGAAACACCUUGUUCCUAGUGCUCCAGGCAUGACUUCUACACCAGUUAACUUUGGCCUGGGUGUGCCCCCAACACAGUCAGUUGUAUCUACAAACGGUCCAGUACCUGAUCCAAGCCUUCUGCGAUCUGCUGUUCCAAACCAGAUGAUUAAUACCAUGUCAAGCCAACCAGGAACGAACCAGUUUGGGCAGCCUGGUAUGCCGUUGCAGUCAAUGAUCCAAAGACAGCAGACACCAAUAUCGCAGCAGACGGGACAGUCUACACCCAUGAAUCCGCUGGGAUUUCCUCAGUCACCAUGCGUGCCUCAGGUUGCACAGAAUCGUUUCAUGUCCCCAAAUCAAUUCCCGGUUUCACCUUCUGUGUUGAACACUGUGGGUCUGAACUCUUCUGGUAUGCCUAUGUCCCAGUCUGCGAGUCAAAAUUCCCCUUCACAGGGCCAGAUGACACAUUCUCCUAAUCCUGUGCAUUCUCCUGCAAUACCUCAAGAGUCAGUUGGGAAUCCACUUGAAAGUCAUGUGCAGGCAUCAGUCCAUCAUAAUUUACCAUCCCCAGCUCCAAGCCGUACACCAACCCCCAAACUUACAUCUCCGGGGUUGGCUGCAUCUCAUGCAAUGAUACCUACUGAACAUGUGUCAACUGCUGCACCCUUGGUGCAAAUACCGCAAAGUGGGAGCCCUUCUUCACCACAGGUGACACCGUCAUUAGCAGGCACUACAUCUGGUAUGCCAAGUGUUGAGCAGCCGUUUACUACGUCACCUCAGCAGUUAACACAGGCACCAUCAUCUCGGCCCCCAUCACAGCCAAGUUUGUCGACACCUGUCUCCACUCCUACUGCACCACCUCCGCCACCAACACACCUUCACUCAAGUCCUGUGCUUUCAGAGUCUACACCUGUUUUGGAAUGUUCUGGUUCCAGCCCAUCAACGGCUCAUAGCCCUGAUAACGGUUCACAGCAGAAUGCCCCUGAGCAUCCCGUGCAAGAUAUAAAUAUGGAGAUUAAACAGGAAGAAGUAGAACCAGGAACUGUAGAAGCACCUUCUGAGGUGAAGUCAGAGGUUAAAAAUGAGAUUGUUGACUGCAAGCCCGAAUCAAUGGAUUGUGCAGAGAAAAGCAGUGGAACUUCAGAUGUGAAAGAGGAGCAAGAAAAACCAGGCACACCUGUACCACAGUCUUCCCCUUCAGGGGAACCUAAAGUGAAGAUUUUCAAACCUGAGGAGCUACGCCAAGCUCUCAUGCCUACACUAGAGGUAUUAUACCGCCAAGAUCCAGAAUCUCUUCCAUUUCGUCAACCUGUAGAUCCUCAAAUAUUGGGAAUCCCGGAUUACUUUGAGAUAGUCAAAACUCCUAUGGAUCUGUCAACUAUUAAACGCAAACUGGACACAGGGCAGUACCAGGAGCCAUGGCAGUAUGUGGAGGACAUUUGGCUGAUGUUCAACAAUGCCUGGUUGUACAAUCGAAAAACAUCUCGUGUAUACAAGUACUGCUCAAAACUGGCUGAAGUAUUUGAACAGCAAAUUGACCCAGUUAUGCAGAGUUUGGGAUACUGUUGUGGCAGAAAACUUGAAUUUUCUCCACAAACUUUAUGCUGCUAUGGGAAACAGUUAUGCACAAUUCCACGUGAUGCUACUUAUUACAGUUACCAAAACAGUUCACCCAAAUAUGGCCUUCUUGCUGAUAGGUACCACUUCUGUGAAAAAUGCUUCAAUGAGAUCCAAGGGGAGAGUGUAUCUCUUGGCGAUGACCCAACACAGCCACAGACUACCAUCAACAAAGAUCAGUUUUCCAAGCAGAAAAAUGACACCCUGGACCCUGAACAGUUUGUGGACUGCUUAGACUGUGGUCGGAAAAUGCACCAAAUUUGUGUUCUUCAUAAUGAGACAAUCUGGCCAACUGGUUUUGUUUGCGAUGGUUGCCUGAAGAAAAGCGGUCAAACCAGAAAAGAGAACAAGUUUUCAGCAAAACGAAUGCCAACUACAAGAUUAGGUUCAUUUUUGGAGAAUCGUGUCAAUGAUUUUCUAAGGAGACAAAAUAAUCCCGAGGCUGGAGAAGUUACCGUGCGUGUUGUCCAUGCCUCUGACAAAACAGUGGAAGUGAAACCUGGUAUGAAAGCCAAGUUUGUGGAUACAGGAGAAAUGGCAGAGUCUUUCCCUUACCGUACAAAGGCCCUUUUUGCUUUUGAAGAGGUAGAUGGGGUUGAGUUGUGCUUUUUUGGCAUGCAUGUACAAGAGUAUGGGUCUGAUUGCCCACCACCCAACCAGAGGCGUGUAUACAUCUCUUACCUGGAUAGUGUUCACUUUUUUCAACCAAAGUGCUUAAGGACAGCUGUCUACCAUGAGCUUUUAAUUGGAUAUCUUGAAUAUGUUAAGAAACUUGGGUACACAACUGGACAUAUCUGGGCUUGUCCUCCUAGUGAAGGAGAUGACUACAUUUUCCAUUGUCAUCCUCCCGAUCAGAAAAUUCCAAAGCCCAAACGUUUACAGGAAUGGUAUAAGAAAAUGUUGGACAAAUCUGUGUCGGAGCGCAUCGUUCAUGACUACAAAGACAUCUUCAAACAGGCAACAGAAGACAGGCUUACUAGUGCCAAGGAGUUGCCCUACUUUGAAGGCGAUUUCUGGCCAAAUGUAUUGGAGGAGAGCAUCAAAGAAUUAGAACAAGAGGAGGAAGAAAGAAAGAGAGAAGAAAAUACUGUCCUUGAUGAAAGUGUUGAGGUUGGAAAAGGUGAUAGCAAGAAUGCAAAGAAAAAGAACAACAAAAAGACAAGCAAAAACAAAAGCAGUCUGAGCAGAGGGAACAAGAAGAAACCUGGCAUGCCUAAUGUUUCCAAUGACUUGUCACAAAAGCUGUAUGCCACAAUGGAAAAACACAAAGAGGUCUUUUUUGUUAUCCGGUUAAUUGCUGGGCCUGCUGCCAACUCCCUGCCCCCUGUUGUAGAACCAGAUCCCUUAAUUCCUUGUGACCUAAUGGAUGGACGUGAUGCCUUUCUAACUCUUGCAAGGGACAAACACUUGGAAUUCUCCUCUAUGCGUAGAGCUAAAUGGUCUACUAUGUGCAUGCUGGUGGAACUUCAUACCCAAAGCCAGGACCGAUUUGUCUACACUUGUAAUGAGUGCAAACACCAUGUAGAGACACGAUGGCACUGCACAGUGUGUGAGGAUUAUGAUUUGUGCAUCACAUGUUAUAGUACAAAAACCCAUGAGCACAAAAUGGAAAAACUUGGCCUUGGCUUGGAUGAUGAGAGUAGCAAUCAGCAGGCAGCAGCAACACAAAGUCCUGGAGAUUCUCGUAGGUUAAGUAUUCAACGCUGUAUCCAGUCCCUGGUUCAUGCUUGCCAGUGUCGCAAUGCAAACUGCUCACUGCCAUCAUGCCAGAAGAUGAAGAGAGUAGUACAGCAUACAAAGGGCUGUAAACGCAAGACAAAUGGAGGAUGCCCAAUAUGCAAGCAACUUAUAGCACUUUGUUGCUACCACGCCAAACACUGCCAGGAGAACAAAUGUCCUGUGCCCUUCUGUCUCAACAUAAAACACAAGCUUCGGCAGCAGCAGUUGCAGCACAGGCUUCAACAGGCACAAAUGUUGCGCAGACGUAUGGCAAGCAUGCAAAGAACAGGGGUAGUAGGUGUUCAGCAAAGUCUUCCUUCCCCAAAUUCAGCUGGUCCAACAACACCAACAGGACAGCAGCCCCCCAUAUCACAUACUCCUCAAUCACAGUCACAGCCUCAACCACUUCCUUGUAAUAACAUGCCAUCUUAUGGUAUGCAGCAUGCUCUUCCCUCCAGCUGUAUGUCACAGGGCAAUCCAGCAGCCCAAGUAACACCACCAUCAUCCCAGGCAGGAUCAGUUCAGCCUUCGGGUCCCCCUCCAGCGGCUGUGGAGAUGGCUAUGAAGAUUCAAAGGGCAGCAGAGACUCAAAGACAAAUGGCAAAGUCACAACCUUUCCCACCCCAAAUGUCAAACGCUCACCAAAUGCAGCCAAUGAAUGCCAUGCAGUCUACAGGGAUAAACACACAAGGACUACGAGGACCAAUUCUAAUGGACUCGGGGAUGAGACCUACAGGAAUGGGACCUACAGGAAUGGCGCAGCCACACCAGCCUUCAAUGCCCCAACAACUAGCACGUGUACAGAGUAGAUCACAAAUCAUGCAACCUACCAUGCAGAGACCACCUGUAAUGUCUGUACAGCAAGGACAGCAAAUGAAUAUUAAUCCGCAGGCUGGUAUGGGACAGAUUCCUGGAACAGGCCAGGGAAAGCAAAGUUCCUUGCCACAAGCUGCACUGCUCCGUACAUUGCGGUCCCCUAGUUCCCCAAUGCAGCAGCAGCAGGUACUUAAUAUACUGCACUCCAAUCCACAGCUAUUAGCUGCUUUUAUAAAGCAAAGGGCGGCUAAGUAUGCCAGCACCCAGGGUUUACAGAGUGCUGGCAAUAUGCCUGGGAUGCCCUCCCAAGGAAGUCUACCCCAUGUCAUGCACCCCAAUGCAAGCAUUCAAAGUGUGAGCCCGAUGCAGGCUGUAGGACAACGGACAAUGCCACAGCAGCCUCAGGCUCCACAGCCACAGACUAUUCAGUCUCCCUCAUCUCAACAGGCCAUAGCAGGGUUGAAUUCACAGGGCCAACCAAUGAAUAUGAACCAUGCUGGAAUUUCCCCCCAGUUUCGUGAGCUUCUAAUCAGGCGCCAGCAAAUGAUGCAGCAACAGCAGGGAUCUGGUAUUGGAAUGAUGAAUCACAACCAGUUUCAGCAACACCAAGUCAUGAGCGGGUAUACACAACAGCAGCGCAUUCAACAUCAUAUGCAAAUGCAACAAGCUAGUAUUGGACAGUUAAGCCAAGUACCACAGGGAAUGGUAAAUGAUACUAACAGCAUGCAGACUUUUAAUCAGCGAAUUCUACACCAACAAAUGGGAUCUCCAGCACAACAGAACCUCAUGAGUCCACAGCAACAUAUGUUGCCAGGUCCAGCCCAAUCUCCCCAUUUGCAGGGCCAGCAGCUCCCGCCUUCAUUAAGCAACCAAGUGCGCUCUCCUCAGCCAGUGUCCUCCCCCCGAUCCCAGCCACCUCAUUCUAGUCCAUCACCGUGUAUGCAACCUCAGCCCUCUCCCCACAAUGUUUCUCCGCAGGCAAACUCUCCUCAUACAAGCAUAGUAGUUGGGCAGGGGAACCCUGUGGAUCAAGGGCAUUAUGGGAGCCCAGAUCGCACAUCCAUGUUGUCUCACUUAUCUGGUCUUCAUGGAGGGGGAAUAUCUGACUUGGGUUUAAGUGCAGAUAACUCAGACCUUAAUUCCAGCCUUCCACAGAGUACACUAGACAUCCACUAAAGCAGUAUAAAAGUAGUCAAAUAUGAUUCUUCUUUACUUGGUCAUAAAGACUAUAGCAAAUCUAGGAAAAAGUUUAUUUUCUUCUUAUACUGACUUUUUAUACAAAAGGACAGCUGUUUCUUUACUGAGAAUUUGGGAGGAUGAGUGGAAAUUUAGGAUUUGUAAAUAUUUUUUUAGAAUAUAUAUGUAUAAUUUUUUUGUAUUAUUGAAAGACUCUCUGAUGUAUAAAGACCUGCAGAGCGUGGGGAGGGGCAUAUAUUAAUAUUCCUGUUUUUGUUAUUAUAAUUAUUGCAAAGAGAAUAUAUUUUCAGUGGCUGGGCCAGCCUCAUGACCUCUUCUUCUUUUUUUUUUUUUUUUUUUUUUCUUUUCUAAAAUACAUUU
This is a messenger RNA of Nanorana parkeri, 6893 nucleotides long. RefSeq names its product E1A binding protein p300 (gene EP300). Gene Ontology annotation, molecular function: protein binding; transcription coactivator activity; chromatin DNA binding. Bases 48 to 6512 code for a protein of 2154 amino acids. Lineage: Eukaryota; Metazoa; Chordata; Amphibia; Anura; Dicroglossidae. The record is from RefSeq and is a predicted model, not a curated record. The transcript is spliced from 30 exons. Gene Ontology annotation, biological process: positive regulation of transcription by RNA polymerase II. Gene Ontology annotation, cellular component: nucleus; transcription regulator complex; histone acetyltransferase complex.